UGCACCACUACAUCGUAAAGACAAAGAGUUUACAUGUUUACUAAUUUCAUAUCACACCUAGACCGAUACAUAUAGUGACGGAAAAAGACAAUUCGAAUCAUGGCUGAAGCAUUAAAGAAUGUUAUUGCUCAGAGUCUGGAGUGUCCUGUAUGUCUGAAUACCUUCACCGAUCCCAAAAUCCUGUCUUGUUCUCACACCUACUGCAAGGCCUGUCUGGACAACCUCUUGGAAUGCCAUGGGUACAACCAGAUGCUCCGAUGCCCUGUAUGCAGAGCUGAAACCCAGAUCCCAAACCAAGAAGUCAGCAAAUUACCGGCAAGUCUAGCUUUGAAGUCUCUCAUAGAAGACAUGAAUAAUCAAUACCAGCUUUGCUCGAAUUGUAAUUCCGAGGAAAAACCCCAAGCUGUUGUCUACUGUCAAGACUGUGGCAAAUAUCUCUGUAUCACUUGUCACAACGCACAUUCUCUGUGGCAAGACUUCAUCGGUCAUGAGGUCUUAGCCAUGAGUGAGAUCGAAUCAGGAAAGGUAACAGUACGUAGGUACCGCAAAUGCAGGAAACACCCCAAAGAGGAUGAGGAGUGCUUCUGUUCCGAUUGCAGGAGAUUUGCCUGCUUCAGGUGUGUUGUCAUGGAGCAUACAAAGGAAGGACAUGGGGUCAUCGAGGCGGCUGUUUAUGAAAGCAGCCAUAUGAAGAGUAUCGAGGACCUCAAAUCCAAGGCGCACAAGAAACGAACUUGCUUUCAGAAAUACGUUGACUUCAUUGAUGAACAGAAAGACCACGUGCGCAAUGUUCAGAAAAGUGUACAGAUGAUAUCAAAAAAGCAUUUGAAGAAUCAGUCCGGCAGUUGACAAAGAAGAAAGAAAUCCUCAUUGGUGAAGUGAAGGGUAGGACCGAACGUGUAGAGAAAGAACUGAACGAAAUGAAGAAGCCGAUUGUAGAGCACAUCACACACUUGACCACCAUAGCUGACGUGGUAACCAAUAGGACAAAGGUACCGUUAGAUAUGGAUGCUUUGGCUGCACACUACACUCUAUGUCAGGACUUACAGGAGGCCUUGAAACAAGAAGAUCCUGACUACAAGCAGGCGAUGAAAUCGAGCAAGAAAGGAAAAAGUGUCAGUUUUAAGAGGAACGUUAAAAUGGAUGAGAUAGCUCUCGGUAAGAUCGUAAAUGCAGUUGCAAAGAACAUUGAUUUGCCUA
Molecule: messenger RNA, 1200 nt
Organism: Strongylocentrotus purpuratus (purple sea urchin)
Lineage: Eukaryota; Metazoa; Echinodermata; Echinoidea; Camarodonta; Strongylocentrotidae
Product: probable RING finger protein 207 homolog
Exons: 2
Coding region: 100-849 (249 amino acids)
Biological process (GO): positive regulation of DNA-templated transcription
Cellular component (GO): nucleoplasm; chromatin
Molecular function (GO): zinc ion binding; ubiquitin-protein transferase activity
Source: RefSeq, a predicted model, not a curated record